AUGAAAGAACUAAGUUGCGUAGAAUCGGUUCACUGUAGAAAGUUCAUAAUCUCGUUACAUUGUUAUAGGUGGAAUAGUAAUUUAAUUUUGCACCAAAACCAAACAUCGCUGUGUGUGAUUAAAAAUAUACCCAAUAAUUACAGAGACGUUAUGCGGAAUAUUAUCCUCGUGCACUUCGCUGUUCUUCUCGAUUUGCUUUACUCUGUGACUUCAGGCUACCUCCACCACAGGCCAGUGGUGCCGAUGCAGGAUCUUCAUAAACUACACCGGACGUCCACAUUGAGACCAAGAUCAUCCGGGGCUUAUCGUGAGUCACAUCUCGUCAAAUGGCGAGAAAAGUCUUCGAACAGCAUCGAAAUGGUGGUAAAUCCUGUUACAGUGAAAGAAGACUUCAUGAUGCUACCGUAUCAAGAGAUGCCCAAACAAAAGUAUUCAUUGAGUCCCCAGUUCAUAGAUUGGUUAAGUUUCUAUGACUGGAGUCAGUUUCAUGCAAUACCAAUAGGGAAUUCUCCGAAUCUUACUCCUUCUGUUCCUGAUCCUGAUGGUAAAUCGAACGACAACAACAACAACAACAAUAACAACAACAAUAACAACAACAAUAACAACAACAAUAACAACAACAAUGAAAACUCAGAAACCACGUUAUCAACUCUGUUAUAUCCUGGGCAGAACGAUCCGACCCUACCUACUAUUACUACGCAAAAUGCAACUUCGCCGACUCCAGUACCAGAAGUUCUGUGCGUUGGUCUGGCUAACUGUCAACAACAGAUUUGGAAGAAAAGGGCUGGUAGAAAGGGUGUGACGCGAGAAGUUACAAGUCACCAUUUACUGAAAUGA
This is a messenger RNA of Spodoptera littoralis (African cotton leafworm), 837 nucleotides long. The record is from the annotation of a GenBank genome assembly. Lineage: Eukaryota; Metazoa; Arthropoda; Insecta; Lepidoptera; Noctuidae.